AUGGAACAUGUGGAAGAAACUGCAAUUUCUACAGCACCACAUCCCCCGCGGUGGUGGUUCAGAUAUGUCGACGAUAGCCAUUCCUGUCUGAAGAAAACCCAGGUGAACGAAUUUCAUAACCACCUCAAUUCUAUAAACCCGGCAUAUUUACAAUUCACCAUCGAACUGGAAGAAAACCGACGCCUCCUAUUCCUGGAACA
This is a messenger RNA of Paramuricea clavata, 200 nucleotides long. Lineage: Eukaryota; Metazoa; Cnidaria; Anthozoa; Malacalcyonacea; Plexauridae. The record is from the annotation of a GenBank genome assembly.